AUGGAGGAAAAUAUUGUAGCAAUUGCAGAGGUGCUGAAUGAUGCGGAAGAGAAGCAACUAAUCAGUGAGGCAGUCAAAUUAUGGCUGGAUGAUCUAAAAAACUUGGCUUAUGAUGUGGAGGACAUACUCGACAAGAUUUCCACUGAGAUGUUGCGACGCAAGCCAAAGGAGAAACAACGGGCUGGCACAAGUAAGGUACGAAGCCUCAUUCCUAAAGUUAAAUUGUUGCAAUUUAGUAUGAACUCUGAAAUAAAGGAGAUUACUCAACGGUUACAAGAAAUAUCUAAACAAAAAGAUGAGCUCAGUUUAAUAUACAUUGGAACAACAACUACAAAAAAGGCAUGGAGAAGGCCCCCAAGUUCAUAUGUGCUAAGUGGAGUACCCUUUGUUGGAAGAGAUGAUGACAAAGCAAAGAUUCUUGAACUGUUGUCCAGAGAUGAGCCUGCUACUGUCAAUUAUGAUGUAGUUGCCAUUGUUGGCAUGCCUGGUGUCGGGAAGACAACACUUGCUCAAGUUUUGGUCAAGGAAACCAACGAUACAAUGAUACAGUUUAAUUCUAAGGUAUGGAUCUCUGUGUCUGACGACUUCAAUCUUGUAAGGGGGUGCUUUGCCUAUUGCUCAAUUCUUCCAAAUUACUAUUAUUUUGCGGAGAAGCAAUUAAUCCUUCUAUGGAUGGCAGAGGGUUUGCUUCAGCUACCAGAAGAAGGAAAAGAAAUGGAAGAUAUAGGAGGUGACUAUUUUGCAGAGCUGUUAUCUCGGUCAUUAUUUCAAAAGUCGAGCAAAGCCAAUUCACUAUAUAGAAUGCAUGACCUUGUUGGCGAUUUUGCAAGGUGGGCUGCAGGAGAGUUAUGUUUUAGACUCGAGGAUAAACCAAAUGGUACGUGUUCUUCUAAAACUCGUCAUAUUUCUUACACUUCUGGUAACUAUGAUGGGAUUAAAAAGUUCGAGGCAAUUUCUAAAUUCAAUUUUGACAAGCUUGAGGCAUUUUCUGAAGUCAAACGUUUGCGUACUUUCCUACCGCUUCCACUUUCAGAUGAUCCACAUAAUUAUUUGCCUAGCCAGUAUAUGAAGUACCUUGAUCUUUCUUACUCAUUAAUAGUGAACUUUCCGGAAUCAACAAGCAAGCUUUACAGCUUACAGACAUUGAUAUUAGGCAGUUGUUCUAAACUGAAAGCGCUACCUGCAAACAUGAAGAAUUUGACUAAUGUGCGUUAUCUCAGCAAUUUAAACUUGCUGUCUUUGCAAGGAAUGCCUCCACAGCUAAGUCAAUUGACUAAUCUGCAAACAUUGACUAAUUUUGUCUUGGGAAAGAGUGGUGAGUCAAGUGUGAGGGAGAUUGGGCCCAUGUUGCUUCUUCGAGGAACAUUGCGCCUCUCAAGAUUAGAAAAUGCGAUCGAUGUUGAGGAUGCAAGGCAAACAGACUUAAUUAGCAAGGAAGGGCUUAAUACAUUGCAGCUGGAAUAG
Messenger RNA from Pyrus x bretschneideri (Chinese white pear), 1464 nucleotides. Its product is annotated as putative disease resistance RPP13-like protein 1. Gene Ontology annotation, molecular function: ADP binding. The record is from RefSeq and is a predicted model, not a curated record. Bases 1 to 1464 code for a protein of 487 amino acids. Gene Ontology annotation, biological process: defense response to other organism. The transcript has 3 exons. Lineage: Eukaryota; Viridiplantae; Streptophyta; Magnoliopsida; Rosales; Rosaceae.